GGGAGAUUGUUGUUUUCGCGGCAGUAGAAGAGUCAGGCGGAAUAUUUCAAAUAACUCGUCUUAAUUCAAGUAAACACAGAUUACAAAACCCAAGAUCGUUAGUGAAAACAAAACAAAGAGCUGCAUUUAGGUUUUGUGUUCUUCUGUAAACACAUUUCAGUUUCCGGAGUGCACGCUGGUUUUUUGUCGUUGUUUUGUAAACCCGAAGCGAUGCCGGUCCCCACCAGCGAGCAUAUCUCCGAAGAGCUGGCCGUGUUCGAUAUAAAAUGCGAGGACGAUCUGCUGGAUAAAAUGCUGGAGCAGUGCAUCACACACAGGAUUCAGGGAGAUGAGGUGGUGCUGGAGUGGGUGGCGUUCAGCACGACACGAGGAGGCCUGGCUCUGUCCCUGGACAACCUGCACCUCUUUGAACUCGAGGUGCUGAAUAAGAAGGUGGGGAAGUCCAGGCAGACUGCAGUGAAGAAGGAGCACCGGACGUCUAACACCAGAGACUUCAACAUGCAAGAGCAGAUGCAAGCAGAGGUGGAAGAGGAGGAUUUGUUGGACUCGUACUCUACCCCAGCUAAAGGCUCCCAGAAGAGGGCCUUGUCCACCCCAGAUAAUCCGCAGUCCAAGAGGAGCCUGUCUGCGGCCCCCAGCCCUCGCCUGCUCUUAUCCCCAGCCAGCUUCUCCCCCAGUGCCACUCCCUCUCAGAAGUACGGCUCCCGUGGCAGUCGUGGGGAGAUGGUCUGCUCAUUCGGGGCUGUGCAGGGCACCUGGAGGGGGCAAGGGGGCAGCAGUACCCAGGUGCAGCUCUACCAUGGGGGAGAAGACUCUGUCACCAAGAGCUACAAGUUUAUGUUCCAGAAGCUGCAGGAUAUCACAGAUGUUUUGAUGUGCAAGAUUGAAGACCUGGGUGAUGUGCUGAAGAACCAUUUCAACAUCGAGGAGUUCUCAUCGACCUGUGCACCUGCGCAGGAGCCGGUAGCCCUGCUAGGUCAGAUCGGCUGUGACAGCAACGGGAAGCUCAACUCCAAGUCUGUGAUCUUGGAGGGGGAUCAGGAACACUCGUUCGGAAUGCAGGUGCCAGUGGACCUCUCCGAACUCCGGGAAUACUCCCUCUUCCCAGGCCAGGUUGUAGUGAUGGAGGGGAUCAACAGCACAGGCAGGAGGCUGGUGGCUUCCAGACUCUAUGAGGGGGUGCCACUUCCAUUCCACAAACCACAGGAGCAAUCGCAAGAAGACUUGCUUGAAGGGGCCGGGCAGCACAUGGUUCUUGUGGCCUGCGGCCCCUACACCACCUCGGACAGCCUGAACUACGAGCCCCUGAUGGAUCUGAUUGAAGUUAUCAAGAGGGACCAGCCAGACGUCUGCCUGCUGCUGGGACCUUUCUUGGAUUCCAAGCAUGAACAAGUGGAGGUAAGAUGCACAGGCACGCCUGCGCAGAAGCGGGUGACCUCGCGCCGCAGCGUGUUCCUCCUGGUGCGCAGGCGCACAGUCAGCCAGAGCGAGUGUAGGCGACCCAAGAUGGCGGCUGUUGUGCAGAAUGUUGUUAAGCUGCUCGGGGAGCAGUACUACAAGGACGCGAUGGAGCAGUGUCACAACUACAACGCGCGCCUGUGUGCCGAGAGGAGUGUCCGCAUGCCUUUCCUGGACUCCCAGACCGGAGUGGCGCAGAGCAACUGCUACAUCUGGAUGGAGAAGAGACACCGGGGCCCAGGCGUUGCCCCAGGACAGCUCUACACCUACCCUGCUCGACGCUGGAGGAAGAAGAGGAGAGCCCACCCCCCUGAGGACCCCCGACUCUCCUUCCCCCCCCUCAAACCAGUCCACAUCUGCUCCCUCACUGUGGAGAGACUGGCUCCACCACUGCCCAGUCCUACCACACCAUCUACCAUUCACUUUGUUAUCUACACUAAUUGA
Polyodon spathula (Mississippi paddlefish) is the source of this 1902-nucleotide messenger RNA. RefSeq names its product DNA polymerase alpha subunit B-like. Gene Ontology annotation, biological process: DNA replication; DNA replication initiation. Lineage: Eukaryota; Metazoa; Chordata; Actinopteri; Acipenseriformes; Polyodontidae. Gene Ontology annotation, molecular function: DNA binding. The coding region runs from base 211 to 1902 and encodes 563 amino acids. The record is from RefSeq and is a predicted model, not a curated record. Gene Ontology annotation, cellular component: alpha DNA polymerase:primase complex. The transcript is spliced from 16 exons.